GGAACAUUUUAGAGACACUUGGUUUCCGGUCGGACCAGUAUACAGUGACGGACACAGGAAGGGCUUCCUCUUGCGUCUUCGCAAUGUUUUAGUCGUCACAGUGUUUCGGCAGAAGCUUUACAUCGUAUCUAACUCAUUAAUAAGAGACUUUAUUUGAACCCUGAGUGGAUAAACAUGCCGAAGGUCGUGUCCAGAAGCGUCGUGUGCUCGGACACCAGAGACAGAGAGGAGUACGAUGACGGAGAGAAGCCUCUUCAUGUCUACUACUGCCUGUGCGGGCAGAUGGUCCUGGUCCUGGACUGCCAGCUGGAGAAGCUGCCCAUGAGGCCCCGGGACAGAGCCAGGGUGAUCGAUGCUGCUAAACAUGCUCACAAGUUCUGCAACGUGGAGGUGGAUGAAAACACGUACCUGAAGAGAGCCGAGGGCAUCGAGAGGCAGUACCGCAAGAAGUGCGGGAAGUGCGGCCUGCUGCUCUUCUACCAGCACCAGGAGAAGAACAACCCGGCCACCUUCAUCGUGGACGGAGCCGUGGUCAAGUUCGGACAGGGCUUCGGAAACACCAGCGUCUACAGCCAGAAACAACCGGAGGCUCCUAAGAAAGUCCGCGUGAUGAUGACCAAGAGGACCAAAGACAUGGGCAAGUUCAGCUCGGUCACAGUGUCCACCAUCGACGAGGAGGAGGAGGAGAUCGAGGCCAGAGAGGUCGCGGACUCUUACGCACAGAACGCCAAAGUGAUCGAGAAGCAGCUGGAGAGGAAGGGCAUGAGCAAGAGGAGGCUGCAGGAGCUGGCCGAGCUGGAGGCCAAGAAGGCGAAGAUGAAGGGCACCCUGAUCGAUAAUCAGUUCAAGUAGAUGAGGAGUGAUUGUAAGGACACACUGGGACAAAUCUAACAACACCAGGUCUUCAUCACCCAGUCUGUUCACAGGACAGAGCUGACAGGGAGCUCACCUGAGACUCCACAGAGGACAGUACUGGACCUGGCAGUAAAGGACUAAUGAUUGUGAUGGGGUUGAAUUUAGUGUCUGGGAUCUUUGGAGUUUGUAAGACUUCACAUUGUUUAUAAUGUCUUUUUUUUUUACAAACAUUAAGAGAACAAAUAAACAUGUUUGAUAUUCUCUGAUA
Messenger RNA from Notolabrus celidotus (New Zealand spotty), 1123 nucleotides. RefSeq names its product chromosome 6 CXorf56 homolog (gene c6hxorf56). Bases 175 to 852 code for a protein of 225 amino acids. NCBI's taxonomy places the organism in Eukaryota, Metazoa, Chordata, Actinopteri, Labriformes, Labridae. The transcript has a single exon. The record is from RefSeq and is a predicted model, not a curated record.